AACGAGAGAGAGAGAGAGAGAGAGAGAGAGAGGUGAAUACCACCCUUGUGCAACUCCUGCUAGUUAGCUAGCUCUGCCUUCUCCAGCUCCCAGUGUCCCAGCUCUGCCUGUUUGACUUCCUCCGCUCUCUCCAGAAGGACAGGAUACUGCGUAGCAUCAGCUUGCCUCCACAUCUGCCUCCUGGUCCACGAGGAAAAAGAGCCUGGUGCCGACCACUGGAUUCCCUGCAGAGUUCCUCAGGCAGCGUGUAUAUAUCCAGGCUGACUGUAUGUACACACCCCGGCUAGAGACCCCUUCCACAGCGCUGGGGAAGACAAAGGAUCUUAUAAAGCACGGACGCGAGAGGAUAGAACAAACUAUCAAGGCCUCCGGCUCCAGGCUGUGCUCCUAUGCUGAAAGGGUUGCCUUCUUAAUGGACCGUUCGAAAAACUCAAGUUCCAAACCCCAGCUUCCAGCACUGACUGACAACAUCAACCUUGGACCUUCAGCGAAUCCAAAUGCCAAGCCAACAGACUUUGACUUCCUGAAAGUUAUUGGCAAAGGAAGCUUUGGAAAAGUCCUUCUGGCCAAGCGCAAGUCUGAUGGGACCUUCUAUGCCAUCAAAGUCUUGCAGAAGAAAUCCAUUCUAAAGAAAAAGGAACAAAAUCACAUCAUGGCAGAACGCAACGUACUACUGAAAAAUGUGAAGCAUCCUUUCCUGGUGGGACUCCACUACUCUUUCCAGACCUCUGAGAAGCUCUACUUUGUACUGGACUAUGUAAAUGGGGGAGAGCUCUUCUUUCAUUUGCAAAGAGAGCGCUGUUUCCGUGAGCCUCGUGCCCGCUUUUAUGCUGCUGAAGUAGCCAGUGCUGUAGGGUACCUGCAUUCCUUGAACAUUAUCUACAGGGACUUAAAACCUGAAAACAUCCUCUUGGAUUGCCAGGGACAUGUCAUCUUAACAGACUUUGGACUCUGCAAAGAAGGAAUGGAGCAAGAAGAAACAACAUCUACUUUCUGUGGCACUCCAGAGUACCUGGCUCCAGAAGUGCUAAGAAAAGAGCCCUAUGACAGGACCGUAGACUGGUGGUGUCUAGGAGCAGUCCUCUAUGAGAUGCUGUUUGGGUUGCCCCCUUUCUACAGCCGAGACGUGUCUCAAAUGUAUGACAACAUUCUGCAUCAGCCACUUCAGGUCCAAGGAACCAAGACCAUGGCAGCGUGUGAUAUCUUACAGGGACUUCUCCACAAGGAUCAGAAGAGGCGGCUAGGAGCCAAGAUGGACUUUUUGGACAUAAAGAAUCAUGUUUUCUUCAGCCCAAUUAACUGGGAUGACUUGUAUCACAAGAGGAUCACGCCUCCAUUCAAUCCCAAUGUGGCUGGUCCUGCUGAUCUGCGACACUUUGAUCCAGAGUUCACUCAGGAAGCAGUCCCAAACUCCAUCACCCGCACACCUGACCUUGCAGCCAGCAGCUCCAGUGCAUCUGAUGCUUUUUUAGGGUUUUCUUAUGCACCAACUGAUGAGGACUUCUAGACUUUAUAUAGGGCUUGGGGAGCCCAAUUUUAACUCUGGUCUUGUUUUUAAGAAAAGGUACUGCCCUUUUGCUUGUGACUGUUAAGAAAUUUGGAAUAACCUACUAAUUGGAACGGAACAGAAUGGAACUCUUCUGAUAUCUGAUGCACAGCACUGUCCUGAAAGCGGCCCUUCCUCUGGUAGGGAGGAUGCUGAACUUUGUGUUUGGAAUUUUGUACACCUGAAAACUGAAGUUCUUUAAGACAAUGGAGUUGUAGUUAGAAACUUUGCCAUUGUUUGUGUUGCAUUCCUGUAACUGGUUUACUUUCGCUUGUUUGUCUACCUCCUAUUCCCACUUCUGGUGCAGGAUUUUCCAACAAUACAAGACAUACUUAUUCCAUAUGUCACUUCUGGGAGAGGGGUACGAAUGGAAAUGGAUUCAUUACUUAAAUGUGCACCAGUGAGCAAGUUUCCUUGAACUUUUGUUAAAGCAGUUCAUAAAGGAAUAGCACACUGGGUGUAACUGGACUGUGCUAAUAU
Messenger RNA from Gavialis gangeticus (Gharial), 2026 nucleotides. It is a transcript of the gene SGK2, whose product is annotated as SGK2, serine/threonine kinase 2. Gene Ontology annotation, molecular function: protein serine/threonine kinase activity; ATP binding. The transcript has 15 exons. Gene Ontology annotation, biological process: protein phosphorylation. The record is from RefSeq and is a predicted model, not a curated record. Lineage: Eukaryota; Metazoa; Chordata; Crocodylia; Gavialidae. The coding region runs from base 269 to 1507 and encodes 412 amino acids.